Molecule: messenger RNA, 1077 nt
Organism: Physeter macrocephalus (sperm whale)
Lineage: Eukaryota; Metazoa; Chordata; Mammalia; Artiodactyla; Physeteridae
Gene: TSSK2
Product: testis specific serine kinase 2
Exons: 1
Coding region: 1-1077 (358 amino acids)
Biological process (GO): intracellular signal transduction; protein phosphorylation
Cellular component (GO): cytoplasm
Molecular function (GO): protein serine/threonine kinase activity; ATP binding
Source: RefSeq, a predicted model, not a curated record
AUGGAUGAUGCCGCAGUCCUAAGGAAGAAGGGUUACAUCGUGGGCAUCAACCUGGGCAAGGGCUCAUACGCAAAAGUCAAAUCCGCCUACUCCGAGCGCCUCAAGUUCAACGUGGCCGUCAAGAUCAUCGACCGCAAGAAGACGCCCAUGGACUUUGUGGAGAGAUUCCUUCCCCGGGAGAUGGACAUCCUGGCGACCGUCAACCACCGUUCCAUCAUCAAGACCUACGAGAUCUUUGAGACCUCCGACGGCCGUAUCUACAUCAUCAUGGAGCUCGGAGUUCAGGGCGACCUACUCGAGUUCAUCAAGUGUCGGGGGGCCCUGCGUGAGGAUGUGGCACGCAAGAUGUUCUGGCAGCUGUCCUCAGCCGUCAAGUACUGCCACAACCUGGACGUCGUCCACCGAGACCUCAAGUGUGAGAACCUUCUCCUCGACAAGGACUUCAACAUCAAGCUGUCCGACUUCGGCUUCUCCAAGCGCUGCCUGCGGGACAGCAGCGGGCGCAUCAUCCUCAGCAAGACCUUCUGUGGGUCGGCGGCGUACGCGGCCCCCGAGGUAUUGCAGGGCAUCCCCUACCAGCCCAAGGUGUAUGACAUCUGGAGCCUGGGCGUGAUCCUCUACAUCAUGGUCUGCGGCUCCAUGCCCUAUGACGACUCGGACAUCAAGAAGAUGCUGCGCAUCCAGAAGGAGCACCGUGUGAACUUCCCACCCUCCAAGAACCUGACAGGCGAGUGCAAGGACCUUAUCUACCGCAUCCUGCAGCCGGACGUCGACCAGAGGCUGCACAUCGACGAGAUCCUCAGCCACUCAUGGUUGCAGCCCCCCAAGCCCAAAGCCGUGUCUUUGGCCUCCUUCAAGAGGGAGGGUGAAGGCAAGUACCGGGCUGAGUGCAAACUGGACACCCAGCCGGACUUGCGGCCCGAGCACCAGCCUGAGCACAAGCUGGGGGCCAAGACCCAGCACCGGCUGCUGGUGGUGCCCGAGAACGUGGACAGGAUGGAGGACCGGCUGGCUGAGACCUCCAGGGCGAAGGACCAUCACGUCUCCGGAGCCGAGGUGGGGAAGGCGAGCACCUAG